CAGCGAGGCGGCCAGCGAGCGGGCACCACCCGUGCGUCUCAGCAUGGCUUUCGGAACAACACUGAAAGCGGGAGCGAGGCAUCGGCAUGUCUCAGACAGUUCACAUCCAAGAUUGUCUCGGAACGUCGGUUAGCAGUGGCUACGUGAAGAGAGGAAUUCAAAACGCUCAGAAGCAGUCCGAAAUCCUUUCCUUCAAAAGGAGACUGGUAUAAUAGACGUCCAGUUUUCUAGGAAGAGUAGAUGAUCAUCAAACAGUGUAAAAGAGAAGAAGGUGUUUCCUUAGAAGAAACUUUGAAGACAAUAAAGCAAUGGCUGAUUUUGUGAACGUAAAGGAAAAUGUGUGACAUGAUCUUCUGCAAGGUUUUCUUCAAUACACAAAUUUUGGAGAGAACAACCGAUGGACACCUGUGCAACUCAAAUGAUGGCGCUGGCGCGUCGCAAUCGACGGCUGUUGGGCGAGGUGGUGGGGCAGAGGCGGUUUGAUUUCCAUCGGCCGCGGACGACUGGAGGCUCCGCAGUGUCUGCGUUUGCAGCACCCUGCCCAAGCUCUUAUCUACCGUUUGACGUAGCUUCCUACAGGACAGCUGAGCACCAAAUCACCAAACCAGUGUCGUUUGCAUGUAUAAAGACAUUGGACAACCACGACCAGAGUUCUGCAAAAUAAACCACUAAUCUAUUUUUUUUAAAUAUAUAUUUUGUCAGGCACCGAACCAACUAACUUAAUGCGAUUGUAAGGUUAUACUUCAGAUCUGUUUUCAACUGAUAGAUGAAUCUGCCAUUCACGAGACAGGAAGAUAAACAUGUCUAAGAAAGUACCAAAGCUUUCCCAUCCUGUAUGGUUUCGGCAAAGGGAACAUGGGAAACAAGUACCUCUCAGAUAUUCAAAUGCUUUUAACAAGAGUUUGAAUUCCUCCAUCUCGGCAUACCAAUCUUGGAUCAAAGAAGAAAAUUCGGAGAGUGUGCACGGCGGAGUGCUGACCUUGGACUUCUCCCCUGAUGGAGCUCUUCUGGUGGCAGGUUGUGCGAGGAACAGCUUCCUGACCUUUGAUCCUUUAUCUUGCAAGUUGAUUCGCACAGUUGACAACGCGCACGAAAGUAGCGUUACUAAUGUGAAGUUUUUGGAUUCCCGAACUUUUGCAACGGGCAGUUCGGACAAGACUGUCUGCUUGUGGGACACCAGAAAUCUGAAGACACGACUGCGAACUUUCCGGGGGCAUGCAAGCACAAUUGGAAAUAUUGAUUUUUCACCAAAAAAUAACUUGCUAAUAACGUCUGGACUAGAUGGAAUUAUUUACUCAUGGGAUAUGAAGAUUUGAACACACUCGCUUUGGACGAGAUAUUCGGGACAACAUACGUGAAAGAGACGGUCACUAAACCGUAUUCCAUUGCUAAUCGCAGAAGAAACCGCGUGGAGAUUGUGGCAGACUUCCCGUAUCCAAACAGAUUCAGCGUCAUCUCUGCGCUGGAGGUGCACCCUGAGGGCUGGAGUGCGAUCAGUCGCAGCACGUGCGAGGCGAGCGAAGAAGAGUGGACGUGCGUGCACGACAUCCGGGACACGGAGCCCUCCGAAGGCCCCCAGCGCCAGAGCGCCGCGGGGGCGGAGCACAGGGCGGAGGACGGAAGGCGAUGCGGUGGUCGGGGAGACGAGGCAGGCGCCACUGGGCCUUCCCGGGCGGUGGGCCCCCCACCAGGCCCCUCCCCUGCGCCCCACGGGGCCCUUGUACGAGCCAGCCCUACGCGUAGUCGAGCUUCGAGCCUGGUGCUGGAGCCUUCCUCGUUCGAUUGUCGCGAUUCGAGUAUUACACAAUGGAAUCCUGCACCUCUUUCACGUACCACAAGACUGACUCACUGUAUUGAGGAACGAUUUGACAACGAGUGGUAUAUCGAUAAUCUCUGUAUUUCCGCUGAUGGUCGUUUAAUAUGUUCCCCAUUCAUGUGUGGCAUUAGGUUACUUACAUUUUUACCCGAGUGUUCCGAGGUGCCUGUUCCUUUGUCUCAAUCAGUGCAGAGUCGCUUACACGAAUUUAAAACGUACGUUUCUGACACUGAAAUUGUAGUGUGCGCAAAAUUUUCGCCCCGACACUCUUUGUUAGCAAUUGGAUGCUUAGGUGGGAGACUUGGUUGGUAUCAACCUGUUCUGUGAUUGUUUUACCUUCUAGAUUCGACUUAAGGAACGGAGCAUCAAGACAGUCUUUUCAUCAUUGUGUUUUUCAGGCUAAAUAUCAAAUAAUCACUCUUCAAAAAGAUUAACUCACAAACAGACUUUUGGGGUUACUCUAUUAAUUUUUAAACAGCAAUCCUAUUUAAAAUGUCUUUAAAUUCCUGACGCACGCGUAUGUGACUGAAAAUUGGAUUGAUUCCAAUCUUUAUCGGAAAAACAGGUAUGGGAAUGUUAUUUAAAUGACGUAGGCGUCCGUGGCCAGAGUCAUGAUUUGCUCUGUCCGGGUGACGCCACGUCAAAGGCUGAGGUGCCGAAGUUUGGACCAACAUAUCGCGGUAUAGUGCCAUAAACUACGGCCUUGAAGAUCGCGAUAUGUUGAUCGAAUCUUCGGCACCUCAGACUUCGACACAGCGUCACGCGACAGCCCAGAUCAUACAUUUUAUUUUACUCAUUAUAUUGUGUUUCGGCUUACAGGAGGUCGCAUUAUAUUGUUUUUAGUAGCAAUGGAAGUCUUAGUAACAGAACUAAAUAUUAAUUUUGAAAUUAGACAAGAGAGAAUGGAAUGAUAUUUAACUGCAAGUUUCGUAGAAGAAAUUAAUGAUAAUGAACAAAGUUUUGUGAACGGUCAAUCUAAAAUGAGAUACAAUUUAAAUUUCAGCCUUUUCUGUAAAGAUUUUUUCUAAACGACGAAAGGUAAAAAAAGUUACGGAACUUAACCACGAUCUUACACCUAAAUUUAGAAUGAUCGUCUACAAGACUUAGUUGAUGGACGUUAAUCUGUCCUACGAAGCUUGAUAUUAAUCUAAAUUUCAUUCUCUCUGAACCUCUUUCGCAGAUUUCAGGUUUGAUUCUAAGAUUUCCAUUGCUAAAAAACGAUAUGGUGCGAAUUCAUCGAAGUCGAGAGGAUAAUGUAAUGAAUAAAAAAAACGUUUACAUAAAAGUUUAUACGUGAAAGCAUCAUAAUAGUCAGUUUUAAAAUUGUCAGAAUUUUAAAAUAAGAAUGUAUUAUGAUACAAUAGAGACAAAUGUUUCCUAUUGUUGAUAUUUAAACAAUUAUCCAUGAAGAUUUUCAGUCACACACGAGAUAAUCAUAAACGUUUCUUAUUUCUUUUAAAACUAAUCUUUUAAAACGUUAAUAUCUUCCGCCAUGCCAAUAAAGCACAGUAUAUCAUGAUACUAGUACUAUGAAAACACAGUUACUGUAGAUUAAUUGCGUAUCAACCGAUUUUUCAAGUAGAGUUUUCAUUGCUUAUAUUUUCAAAAUCCUUACAAUGCUGAUAAUGCUGACGACGCAGACGGCAUAAACUGUGCAGUUGUUGACAUGACAGUAGAAAGCAUCCCGUGCUAACACACCAUGUAUUCCACCUCUGCCAGACGACUGGUCCGAAACAUCACGAAAUUAAUGUGCUAAUUACAUAGGGGUGUUAAAUUUUUCCCCACUUUCGACCCGUGUCGAUGACGCGUGUUUUCCUCAGU
Molecule: messenger RNA, 3637 nt
Organism: Gryllus bimaculatus (two-spotted cricket)
Lineage: Eukaryota; Metazoa; Arthropoda; Insecta; Orthoptera; Gryllidae
Source: the annotation of a GenBank genome assembly